Molecule: messenger RNA, 2652 nt
Organism: Bactrocera oleae (olive fruit fly)
Lineage: Eukaryota; Metazoa; Arthropoda; Insecta; Diptera; Tephritidae
Gene: Twdlalpha
Product: Tweedlealpha
Source: RefSeq, a predicted model, not a curated record
UCAAAGCGCUAAAUUUAAAAAUCUGAAAUCUGAUCACCCUAACAAAUACUUGUAGCUUCAGUUUCCACUCAAACCACGUAUGCUUUUGUUUACUUUUGUCUUGUUUAUUUGUUGUUAGCUUUUGUGGAACUACACUCGUUUCGAGUUGCUCCAGUUUAAGUGAUCGUUCGAACUAAACUCGUUCAUCGGCACAAGCAUCGGCACAAGCUAGCAGUGAAGAAUUUUCGGUUAUUGUCACACGUAAAAUGACUUCGGUCAAGUUUGUGCGUAAAAACGAGAAGUAUCGCACAAUAGAUACUAACUAAAAGGCUAAAAUAUCUCAUUAUAUGACAAGUGAUAUGCAUAGCAUUAAUGAAAUGAGAGACACGCAAAUUAAAGCUGCAGUUGAUUAACUAACCGUAAACUGACGACCGCAGGGUAAAAAGUCAAGUUCAGUGAAAUCAUCAAACCCAUCUCAACACAAUCGACAACUCGGUGAGCCGGCUAUAGCAGACAAACGCGCAGACGCAAUGAAAUUGGCGAAAUUCUUGUUUUACCAGCGCUUAAUGAAUUGGCCAAUUCGCGAAUCGGCACAAUGUCAUAUUUGAAUAUUGAAAUAUUGAAAAGUCGACACCACAAUGGAUUGAAAGGCGGCUACGAUGAAUUAUGACAAAGGCAUUUUGAUUUAUGUAUUGUUGAGGCGACAAGUGGUUAAAACAAAAAGCAGUCAAAACAGUGAUACUUGCAAUAAGACUGAGCGCUUGGAAAUUCGUACCGCAUGCUGUUGGUGUUGCCCACCGCCCACCCUUCUCGCGGUACUGCAUUAUGCAUUGCGACUCAUUUAUGGAUGUGACCGAAUGUUAUGCGAAUAGCUUGGCUGCAGAAAGCACCGUUAAAUAUGCAAAGAUUAGCGCACAAUAACAAAAAGUCAUCAGUCAGUUAAUCGGAGGGGUAAAGCACAGAGGAGGCGUGGUCGGUUUUCGAAGUGUGAUUAUGAAAAAUAUUAAAGACAACAUGUUUGCACAUGCGCAGAUACAUAUGAUUAUAUGCUAGGUCAAUAUGAAUGAUGCGAUGUGCAGAUGUGCAUAUGUAUGUUAUUUAACUCAUGACAAGUUAAGCUCAAGCGCUUACGGCUUAUUACCACUCAUAAUUAAGCUACAAUUAAUCAGAAAGCAAAUCAAAAAACUGAUAAAUGUUUUUUUUUUGUUUUUGUUUUUGAACAUUAAAAAAAGUAGUUAUUAACUAUUUGGGCGUUUCAGUAUAUAUUAUUUGAAAUAAAAAAAUUUUAGAUUGCGUUUUAUGCGGUGAAUGCCGCAAAGCCGUUAGACAAAUUGCAAUGAGGAACCAGUAACACAUCUGCGUAAUCAUAGUGGCUAUAAAAAGCACAAUCAGCUGUAGCAAAGGCAUCAGUCAAACAGUGAACAACCAACAGCAAGUGGUUUUGUGUUGAUACUAAACUAAACAAACAAUAAGUCAGAAAAUGCGUCUAUUUUUGGUACUUUGCUGCGCUUUAGUUGCAAUCGUUAAUGGCAAACCACAAGGAUACAAUUAUGGCGCUGGCGUCUCGGGCGGUAACGCACAGGGUGGCACUUACCAUAGCGGCAGGAGUUUUGGCGGCGGUCUGAGCGGACUCGGUGCCAGUGGUAGUGGUCUCGGCGGCUUUGGCAGCGCCACAAACAACGGUCCAAGCUUCAGUGGUUUCGGCAGCGGUGGCAGUCAGAGCGCUGGUGGGUUCGGCAGUGGUAUCGGUGGCGGCAGCUUCGGUGUCGGCUCCGGUGGUUUCGGCAGCGGCGUUGGGGGCAGUUUCAACGCUGGUACUGGUGGAUUUGGUGGUUUCAGUGGACAACAACAAACUGGUAUCUUUGAAGCACCACUUGUGCAUAAGCAAUUCAUUACCGUUUCUGCGCCUGAAGAUCAUGAAACACUCGAGAAAACUAAACAUUUCGUUAUUGGACGCCCACAAAAGAACUACCGUGUGGUCUUCAUUAAGGCGCCAUCUUCCAGCUCGGCUAAUGUCAAACUCUCAGCUGAAUAUGCACCACAAGAAGAGAAGACCGUCAUUUAUGUGUUGUCCAAGAAGGACUCGUCACUCGAAGUCAAUGACAUUGCCACACCAGCACCAACUGUGCCCGCCAAGCCAGAUGUAUUCUUUAUUAAAUACAAAACCGAGGAGGAAGCACAUCACGCACAACAACAAAUUCAAGCCGAAUACGACAGAAUCGAAGGCACAUCUGAACACACCGAUGGCGGCAUUGGUCAACAACAAUCGGUGGUUGGCAUUCUGGAUGGUGGUGCUGGACAAGCUGGUGGUAAUGGCGCUGGUAUUGGUGGCGGUGUUGGUGGUAGCUAUGGCUCUGGCAGCGUUGCUGGCAUUGGAGGCAUUAGUGGCGGUGGUGUUGUUGGCGCUUCUAGUUCUAACUUUGCUGUUAGCCAAAGCAAUUCCAGUGGUGCUAAAUCAUCCACCUAUUUGCCACCUGCCAAAGCAGUGUAAAAAUUGAAUAUUUAGCAUUUUUCAAUUAUAAUGUUUGUUAUGUCGAUCUUUAUUUUAUUAAACGCAAUACCUCAGAAGCAAUUUAAAUCACUGCUCUAUAAAGAAGUUUAGAGUGUUCACUGUAAAAAACAGCGAAGGAAUACUUUUUAUAUGAAAUUUUUGAAUAAAAACCGAAAAUCAAA